This is a messenger RNA of Leptidea sinapis, 993 nucleotides long. Its product is annotated as suppressor of Mek1. The record is from RefSeq and is a predicted model, not a curated record. The coding region runs from base 109 to 942 and encodes 277 amino acids. The transcript is spliced from 4 exons. NCBI's taxonomy places the organism in Eukaryota, Metazoa, Arthropoda, Insecta, Lepidoptera, Pieridae.
UGAGAAGAAAGUGACAGCGUUACAUUUGAAUGUCCUACGCAUUGAGACGUCCUCUGAGUCUCAAGGUGAUAAAAGCAAUAAGCGUUGGUAGCACAAUAGAAAAUCCUCAUGAUCCUGUUGGUAGUUUCUGGACCCAAACUAAUUCGGAGCGGGUCACUACAAGCCGCCGGGAAUAAGCCGAACAUUGUCGAACAACAAGCCAAGUUCUUUCAGGAUUUUUUCUCAGUACAGUUGAGCCCAUACAAGAUAGAGUUCGGCCACGUGUGCGAAGACCCAAACUCUUGGGAACAACGCUACGAGAAGAAAGAUUAUAAAAACCACCGAGAUAUGGGAAAAGUGCGAUGGGGAGAUAAGAAAGGCGGCUACGGUGAACAUUACUGGGACUUAAACCAUGCUGGACAUACCGAUAAUCAUGACAAUGAUUAUGAUAAUCAGAAUGACAAUCCAACGGACGAUGAAUCAGACUCAUAUGUCGAGCCAAGUGAACAGAAUGAAAAUUAUGAAACUGAUACUGAAAAACCUGCAUAUGAAAACGAACGCUCUAAGAGAGCAUACGAGAAAGAAAAGCGCAACUCCAAAGAUAAAAUAAGAAAUGAAAAAUCACAACCCCAAACAUACAAAGAGGAUGAAGAUAACAGAUCUGAAGACAGUGGGCCUAGAAAACAAAAUAUUAAAUUGAGAUCCGGAGAAGAAGAAACGCCAGAUAGGAAAACCGAUGAACAAAGAGAAAAGAAUCACAUAAUUUUAGUCGUUAAGCAUAAAGACAGGCCACAGCCUGUUAAUAAAAAGCAAUUCGUACCUUAUGUAAAUGGAGCUGGUAUUAGACAUCCACCAUCAAACAAUAAAAGAGAUGUAAACCACCGUCUUUUCAUAGAGCCUUCAACUGGUCACGUUAUAGAUAGAGCCACGGGUAAAGCUUACGUUUUACAGCCUUUAAUGUAGUUAGGUAACGCGAUAUUUAGAAUUAAGAUAGGGAGAGAAUUUAUUUAUUUU